Molecule: messenger RNA, 657 nt
Organism: Blepharisma stoltei
Lineage: Eukaryota; Ciliophora; Heterotrichea; Heterotrichida; Blepharismidae
Source: the annotation of a GenBank genome assembly
AUGAAAUUAGUAAUUGCUAUUUUAAUUACUUUUGCUUUAAGCAUAGAAAUCAAAAGACCUUAUGAUUUCCCUGAUGGAAUAGAAGAAAACGCUCAAGCUCAAAAACGCUCACGCUGGAUUGCAUGCUUAUUACUUUGUCGUGCAAAAUUGAUACAAGAGCCAAAUGAAAUUCAAGACAUUCUUUUCUCUACAAAGCAUGACCCAGAUCUCACAAAAAAGAAAAUUCUAGCCGAUAUCCUUUAUAACUGCAAUCAAAAAAUAUCCUGAAAAGAUGCUGAAGAGUUAAUCACAGACCAAAUCAUCGAUUUAAAUCAGCCUUUUAUUAAAUCAAUCGUAAAAGUUGACAGAGAACAAUUUUUAAAUGAAAGCUCCAGUAUUGGCCUGACUCCAAGCCAAGUAGAACUGCUUGAAAAAAUUGAAAAAGAAUAUAGUAUGCCUCCUGAUGAACUUCCGCCAUCACCUUAUAUGAUAAAUGAGCCGAUGGAGACUCCUGUGACGCAGCCGCAAUUUCAAAUUGUUUCAAGCACAACGAAUUACUACUUAGGAGUAAUUGGAGGAGUGUUUUUAUUCUUUGCAGUGAUUUUCAUCAUUAAAAAGGUGAGAUCUCUAAAUGUGGGAGUUGCAAAAAAGAAACCAAAGGGUAAAAAAUAUUUAUAA